Molecule: messenger RNA, 2498 nt
Organism: Contarinia nasturtii (swede midge)
Lineage: Eukaryota; Metazoa; Arthropoda; Insecta; Diptera; Cecidomyiidae
Product: long-chain-fatty-acid--CoA ligase 1
Exons: 10
Coding region: 407-2374 (655 amino acids)
Biological process (GO): long-chain fatty acid metabolic process
Cellular component (GO): endoplasmic reticulum; membrane
Molecular function (GO): long-chain fatty acid-CoA ligase activity
Source: RefSeq, a predicted model, not a curated record
CAACGAAAAACAUAUAUUAGUCUGUAACGUUCAUUAGAUUCAGCACAUUUUUUCAAUGUAUUUUUCCUAUAAAAUCCUUAUCCGUUUAACGCAUGGGUGCUGAUUUUUUCCAAAAUUAUUAUUUCCAAAAGAUUUUUGUUACAAUGGAACAUGAUUGUAUACAUCCUUCAAUGGAUUGGCCAACAAAAUAUUAGAGAGAGAAAGAGAGAAAGAAAGAAAAAAAAUGACCAAAAUCACUAUAGUACCAAAAUAACAUGGAAGUUCGUUGUCUAUUGUCAAAAUUGUAGAACAAUCAAACGAUAUUUUGAACAGAAACUUCAACAUAAAAGCAUACACACAAUUUUAUCGCAAUCAAUUUGUUUUUAAAUAAAAUAAAAGAAACUUGGGAAAUAAAAAUAGUGCGAUCAUGGCUUGCUGUACGGCCACCGAGGCAAUUCGAUUACCAAUCGAAAUGUCACACCAAAGUGAAAUUAUAAAGGGAAAUGAGCAAAUACAUUCAUCGAAAUUUUUCAAAGAUUCAAAAAAUGGAAUGUUCAUAAGUUUUCUGAGCGAUGAUGCCCGUACUUUGUAUGAAACAUUUCGACGUGGAUCUUAUGAAUCGAACAAUGGACCAUGUUUAGGUUGGCGUGAUAGCGUUACAUCAAAAUAUCAGUGGAUGACAUUCAACGAAACAUUAUUAAAAGCGAAAAAUUUUGGAUGUGGAUUAGUUAAUCUUGGUGUACGUCCUCACGAUUUGGUUGGAAUAUAUUCAUCAAAUAGACCGGAAUGGACGUUAUUUGAACAGGGAGCCUACUGUUAUUCACUCGUUGUUGUUGCACUUUAUGAUACACUUGGACCAGAUGCAUGUGCUUUCAUAAUAAAACAAACCGACAUGUCAACAGUUAUCGUUGAAGACGACAUAAAAGCAAACAUGAUAUUGGAUAAAGCACCACAUGGUUUGAGGCGAUUGAUUACCAUUACGGAUUCCAUUCGUUCUGCAACUAUAACACGUGCUAAAAAUCGGGGUGUCGAUUGUUUCACUUUUGACGAGGUUGAGAGAAGUGGAUCCAAGCAAGAUCAUCCGGUUGUUCCACCAAAUCCAGAAGACAUAUGUACGAUAUGUUAUACGUCAGGUACAACUGGCAAUCCCAAAGGAGUCACACUCACACAUCAAAAUGUGGUUGCCGCAAUGUGUGCGGUGCUUUUACAAUUAGGCGAUCAACGUCCGCGCUAUGGCGAUAUCAUGCUAUCUUACUUGCCGUUGGCACAUAUGCUUGAACGUUGCUGUGAAAAUGGGAUUUUCUAUUCUGGUGCAGCCGUUGGCUUUAGUUGCGGUAAUAUUCGAAACUUGACCGAUGACCUAAGAGCUCUGAAACCAACAAUUAUGCCAGCAGUACCACGACUAUUGAAUCGCGUUUACGAUACACUCAUGAGCGAUUUGUCCGGAUCACCUUUGAGAAGGCUUCUUUAUAAUACCGCACUUAAAGCCAAAGAAUCGGAACUAAACCGUCAAAUCAUUCGAAAAAAUUCAAUAUGGGAUAAAUUAGUCUUUCGAAAAAUUCAAGAGUCAUUUGGCGGUAAUCUUCGUCUUAUGAUCGUGGGCUCAGCACCGUUAGCCGGGAAUGUAAUGACAUUUAUGCGGUGCGCAUUAAGCUGUAUAAUUGUUGAAGGCUAUGGACAAACAGAAUGUACGGCUCCGGUCUCAUUGACAAUAUGUGGGGAUUCCAUUCCAGAACAUGUUGGACCACCCGUUGCCUGCUGUUGCGUAAAGCUGGUGGAUGUGCCUGAGAUGGAAUAUUUCGCAAUUGAUAACCAAGGUGAAGUGUGUGUUAAAGGAACAAACGUAUUUCGUGGCUAUUAUAAGGAUCCAGAGCGUACAGCUGAGGUUAUCGAUUCAUUCGGUUGGCAUCAUACCGGCGACGUUGGCAUGUGGUUGGCCAAUGGCACUCUCAAAAUUAUCGAUCGACGAAAACACACAUUCAAACUUAGUCAAGGGGAAUAUAUAGUGCCGGACAAAAUUGAAGCAAUUUACGUGAAAAGUCAAUAUAUUUUACAAAACUUUGUUUACGGUGAAAGUUUGAAGAGUGGUAUUGUUGCCAUUGUAGUACCUGAUGUAGAUGUACUUAAAAGCUGGGCUAAAGAAAAUCAUAUACCCGGAACACUGAGCGUACUUUGCAGCCAUAAAAAAGUAAAGGAACUCAUUUUGAACGAUAUGCUUUCUUGGGGUAAACAAAAUGGCCUAAAAUCCUUCGAACAGGUUAAAGAUAUUUAUCUUCAUCCCGAUCCAUUUUCCAUUCAGAAUGGUUUACUUACACCAAUGUUCAAACUGAAGCGACCACAAAUCAAAAAUUAUUUCAAACCACAGUUGGACGAUAUGUACACACAUCUGCCUUGAAUAUCUUUUACUUUAGUAGCUGAAAUUAGCCUCAUAUUGUUUAAAAAAAUAUUGUAAAUCAAAUAAAGCGAGCUGUGUCGGCGUUUGUAUGGAGUCUGUGCCAUACACUAACACUUUUAUUAUA